Messenger RNA from Nicotiana tabacum (common tobacco), 669 nucleotides. The record is from RefSeq and is a predicted model, not a curated record. NCBI's taxonomy places the organism in Eukaryota, Viridiplantae, Streptophyta, Magnoliopsida, Solanales, Solanaceae.
AAAAUCAAGUGUAGAUAAGUCAAAUCUUUAGCUUAUUUAUAUGCACAUCUCAAGCAGCCUUUCAGUUCGUUGCCCCAAGAUAAAGGAGGAGUAGAAAUCUCCUAAAAAUGGCGGAUGCCUCAAUAUCUAUUCUUUAAAAUAUCCAUAGGCGUGGGCGUGGGCGUGGGCAUGGAGGAUAUAAAUGGAUAAUAUAUAGUAAGAAAAGAAUGGGAGAGAUGCUGACAUAACAAGCAACAAGCUUAGGGUGCCAGCGAGUUUGACGGGCAAAUCACUAACUCCUAUUUAUGGCGUCAUUGGCACCAAUAUUUCAUGAUCAUUAUUUGCCUCGAUUUAAGCACCAUUCUCAUUCCAAUAACAAUUCCUUCUUAUGUUCCAAUCCAUAUUCCUUCUCUUACCCGUACUGUUGUUCUUCAUCGGCGUCCUUUAAUUGGAAGAACUUUGUCAUCGUUUCUGCAGGCAUAAAUAGUUUUUGGAGAAAUCGAAGCCUUAGAGCCCAGGUGAUGAGUUCAACUGAAAGAAGUGUUUUGUCACCAAGUUGGUUGUUGGACAUGGAGGAUAAGCCUGAGCAUCUUCUUGUUCUUGUUCAUGGCAUCUUGGCAAGCCCAAGUGAUUGGACGUAUGCACAAGCAGAGCUUAAAAAGCAGUUGGGAAGAAACUUUGUGAUCUAUG